CUCUGGGGAGUCUCAAAGUUUGUGUUUGGAGCAGUAGUGGAAAGUGGGCUUACUGAGCAGGGAUUUUCUUAGGAUGAGAGCUGUUCUCCUACCUUCAUUUUGGAUGCACACCCUGCUUUAACCCCUCCAGCCUUCGACCCGAUCCCUCGACAGCCUGUCUCCCCGGGGGUUUGAGAUCUCCGAGGACACCGGACUGGAGCCCCUGGCAGUUCUCUCCGGCGGGGGAAAGAACGUUUUCCUUCCUCCGUGCAUAAGCUACACGCACACACACACACACUCACGCGCGCGGAGCCGGAUCGCGCUCUCCCAGGCGGCUCAGCCCGCUCCCCGCUAGCGCUCCGCAUCCUCGGCCCCGCGCGCCCGGACCACCAUGGAGGUGCUGGAGAGCGGGGAGCAGAGCGUCCUGCAGUGGGACCGCAAGCUGAGCGAGCUGUCAGAGCCCGGGGACACCGAGGCUCUCAUGUAUCACACGCACUUCUCGGAGCUUCUGGAUGAGUUUUCCCAGAACGUCUUGGGUCAGCUCCUGAACGACCCUUUCCUCUCCGAGAAGAGCGUGUCGAUGGAGGUGGAGCCGUCCCCGACAUCCCCGGCGCCUCUCAUCCAGGCCGAGCACAGCUACUCCCUGUGCGAGGAGCCUCGGGCCCAGUCCCCGUUCACCCACGCUGCCACCGGUGACGGCUUCAAUGACGAUGAAGCGGAAAGUGAGAAAUGGUACCUGUCCGCAGACUUUCCUUCGACCACCAUCAAGACCGAGCCCAUCACAGAGGAGUCACCCCCAGGACUUGUUCCCUCUGUCACUCUGACCAUCACGGCCAUCGCCACCCCUUUUGAAAAGGAGGAACCUCCUCUGGAAAUGAAUCCUGGGGUUGACUCCUCGUGCCAGACAGUCAUCCCUAAGAUUAAGCUGGAGCCUCAUGAAGUGGAUCAGUUCCUCAACUUCUCUCCCAAAGAAGCCUCCGCGGACCACCUGCACCUCCCGCCCACCCCUCCCAGCAGCCACAGCAGCGACUCGGAGGGCAGCCUGAGCCCCAACCCGCGCCUGCACCCCUUCGGCCUGCCUCAGACCCACAGCCCCGCCAGGGCCGUGCCGCGGGCGCCCUCCGCGCUCUCCAGCUCCCCGCUUCUCACGGCGCCGCACAAACUGCAGGGCUCAGGCCCGCUGGUCCUGACCGAGGAGGAGAAGAGGACCCUGAUCGCCGAGGGCUACCCCAUCCCCACCAAACUGCCCCUGACAAAAUCCGAGGAGAAGGCCCUGAAGAAAAUCCGGAGGAAAAUCAAGAACAAGAUCUCUGCGCAGGAGAGUCGGAGAAAGAAGAAAGAGUACAUGGACAGCUUGGAGAAAAAGGUGGAGUCUUGUUCAACAGAGAACUUGGAGCUUCGGAAGAAGGUCGAGGUGCUGGAGAACACCAACAGGACUCUCCUCCAGCAGCUGCAGAAGCUGCAGACCUUGGUGAUGGGCAAGGUUUCUCGCACCUGCAAGCUGGCCAGCACGCAGACUGGCACCUGCCUCAUGGUGGUGGUGUUGUGCUUUGCUGUGGCGUUUGGCAGCUUCUUUCAGGGCUCGGGGCCCUACCCUUCUGCCACCAAGAUGGCUCUGCCCAGCCAGCAGGAGCCCUACACAGCCUCCGUGGUGAGAUCCAGGAACCUGCUGAUCUACGAGGAGCAUUCUCCCCUGGAGGAGCCGUCCGGCGCGGCCUCGGCCGGGGAGCUGGGGCGCUGGGACCGAGGCUCCUCCCUGCUCAGGGCGUCGGGGCUGGAGCCCAGGCCAGAUGUGGAUCUCCCCCAUUUCAUUGUCUCCAACGAGAGCAGCCUGGAGAAGUCCGUGCUGUUGGAGCUGCAGCAACACCUGGUCAGCACCGACCUGGAGGGGAACGAAACGCUGCAGGUUGUGGAACUCGACAGAAGAGUGAAUGCCACCUUCUGAGAGGCCGUCCCCACCUCCCUGCUUCUCCUGCUCUGCUUUCGGUCCCCCAACACCUCUGUC
Messenger RNA from Molossus molossus (Pallas's mastiff bat), 1984 nucleotides. It is a transcript of the gene CREB3L2, whose product is annotated as cAMP responsive element binding protein 3 like 2. The record is from RefSeq and is a predicted model, not a curated record. Gene Ontology annotation, biological process: regulation of transcription by RNA polymerase II. Bases 371 to 1924 code for a protein of 517 amino acids. Lineage: Eukaryota; Metazoa; Chordata; Mammalia; Chiroptera; Molossidae. Gene Ontology annotation, molecular function: DNA-binding transcription factor activity, RNA polymerase II-specific; cAMP response element binding. The transcript has 12 exons.